Nannospalax galili (Upper Galilee mountains blind mole rat) is the source of this 3265-nucleotide messenger RNA. It is a transcript of the gene Tomm40l, whose product is annotated as translocase of outer mitochondrial membrane 40 like. Gene Ontology annotation, molecular function: transmembrane protein transporter activity. Gene Ontology annotation, cellular component: mitochondrial outer membrane translocase complex; mitochondrial outer membrane. Gene Ontology annotation, biological process: protein import into mitochondrial matrix. Bases 623 to 1549 code for a protein of 308 amino acids. The transcript is spliced from 10 exons. NCBI's taxonomy places the organism in Eukaryota, Metazoa, Chordata, Mammalia, Rodentia, Spalacidae. The record is from RefSeq and is a predicted model, not a curated record.
AAGCUCAAAGAAGGAAGGUCUAACUACAGAGUGCAGCCGUUCCAGGAAUUAGUUCAGUUCACAACCUGUGCCUCUACCUCAAGCUCUCAUGUCCAUUCCUAUUCCAACAAGAGGGCAAAGUGCAGAACUCCAGAGGGAGGUGAAAGAGGGCUUCUGUGUUCCAGAGGAGAGCUGUGCUUGUGAGUGGCAGUCAUUUGGAGGUAUACAGUGGGUCGUGAGGACUCCCCCAGUGGUCUUCACAAUUUUCCCCUCAGCAUCUCUUCAUGAAAUGUGCCUUCUGACUAGUUUCACUUUUCUCACACGGCAGAAGGCGCUUCAGUGGUCCAAGCGACAAGAUGCUCCCUCUAGCAUCUAGUAUGCUAACAAAUUUAUCUCGACAUUGAAGAGGCUGGGCGAUUUUAGUAUGGCCUUGUACUCAAUUCUAAAGAGACACCCACAAACUCCCACUUGCCACUGCAGCGCGGAGUUGAAGCUUGGAGACCAGCAGGUCUAGCAUUGAACCAUAUGGAAGUUUCUGAGACUGGGGAGCCUGAUGAUGGGGGGUGGGGCCCGUGAGGGGUAGAUGGAGCAAUAGAGCGUAUCCCCAGGCUAACCCUGGCCCCUCCCUGUCCUCUGGACUAAAAUGGGGAACACACUGGGCCUGGCACCGAUGGGGACUAUACCCCGCCGGAGCCCCCGUCGAGAGGAACCUCUGCCCAACCCUGGGAGCUUUGAUGAGAUGCACCGGUUAUGCAAAGAUGUAUUCCCAGCACAGAUGGAGGGAGUGAAGCUCGUUGUCAACAAGGUUCUGAGCAGCCAUUUCCAGGUGGCUCACACUGUGCACAUGAGUGCCCUGGGCUUGCCAGGCUAUCACCUCCAUGCAGCCUAUGCAGGGGACAGGCAGCUUAGCCCCACUGAGGUGUUCCCCACUGUGGUAGGGGAUAUGGAUAGCAGUGGCAGUCUCAACGCCCAAGUCUUGCUUCUGUUGGCAGAGAGGCUCCGAGCUAAGGCUGUCUUCCAGACACAGCAGGCCAAGUUCCUGACAUGGCAGUUUGAUGGGGAGUAUCGGGGUGAUGACUACACAGCUACUCUGACCCUGGGAAAUCCUGACCUGAUUGGGGAAUCAGUGAUCAUGGUUGCUCAUUUCCUGCAGAGCCUCACUCAUCGGCUAGUGCUGGGAGGAGAGCUAGUUUAUCAUCGGCGGCCAGGAGAAGAGGGGGCCAUCUUGACUCUGGCUGGGAAGUACUCGGCUGUACACUGGGUAGCUACGUUAAAUGUGGGAUCAGGUGGGGCCCAUGCAAGUUAUUACCACAGGGCAAAUGAACAGGUUCAGGUUGGAGUGGAGUUUGAAGCAAAUACAAGGCUACAAGACACAACCUUCUCCUUUGGUUACCAUCUGACUCUGCCCCAGGCCAAUAUGGUGUUUAGAGGCUUGGUGGAUAGUAACUGGUGUGUAGGUGCUGUGCUGGAGAAGAAGAUGCCUCCUCUGCCAGUCACCCUAGCCCUUGGAGCCUUCCUUAAUCACUGGCGCAACAGAUUCCAUUGUGGCUUCAGCAUUACUGUGGGCUGAGGUGGUCCUGGAACCAGCCUCCACAGCAGUUGGAACCUCUGAGUCAGGUGCCCUAGGGCCAGAGACUAACUAGGCCCUUCUCCAGAGCCUACCUUGCUGGAUGACCUUGAGGUCCCAUGAGCAGAGUGGGGGACAGGAACCAUGCCCUCCUCAGAACUGGAGCUGCCACAUGGUCAACUGAUGAAGCAGUGGUUUGAGGUUCCCAAUUCUGCCAUCAGCCCCACCAUCAUUUUCCAAAUGCUCUGUGGCUCUGGACUAAAGGAGAAGGAAUAAGGGAUAUGUCUAGCUAACCCCCCUCCCCAAAACACACAUUUUCUUCUUUGUUUUCUGUUUAAUUAAACUCUUAGAACCUUCCUCUUCAGAGCAGAAAAAUCUGCAUGGGAUUAAUUCCCCAUCCCACUUCCCCCGUCUAAUUUUUCCAUCCCAGAGCCUCCCAAGGCUGGGAAAGUAGGGCUAAAGAGCUAAAUCUUUGGCUUAGAAAGACCAAAGAAUGAGCCCACCCACUCCCCAGAAGGAACUUUAGCUCUUAUCCCCGAGGCUUCCUCCUUCCCCAUCUUUUCUGUUUCCAGAGAAUAACUUUGGCCCCAUGGCCACACUCCUCCACAUCCCCACCCUUUCUCCUCGCCCCUGCUGCUGGUGACCGCAUGAAAAGGCAGUUAUUGUUUAGUGUUUCAGUGCAAUCACUGAGCUCCCUUUCUACUGGGCCCAGUCCCUGGUCCCAGCAAUUUUUCCUUUCUGGUCCAGUGUAUCCUAGGUGGUCUAGGAAAGGAGACAAGCCAGGGUCUCAGCUGCAGAUCUCUUUAAGCAGUGGCAUCAGAGCAGAUAGUCCUUGGACAUACUGGAUUUGGUCUGCGUACGCAUUGUUAAUACUCCGGAGCUCAGCCAAUAGGCUCAUCAGCUUUGCAUACAGAAACCUUUGGAGGAAGAAGUAGGAUUACCAGGGAAAGAAGAAGAAAAUAAGGCAGCUGGGAGUCUUGUCCUAACGUCCUGAUCCACAGAACUGUCUCUUGAGUGAAGCUAAGUCUGCACAUUAGAGAAAAUCAUGCUCUAGUAUGACAAAUAUAGUUUGAAAAAAUUGGGAAGUCUGCAAGAGGGCCCCAUCUGACACUGUCUUCCUUUAUCAUGUCCAGUUUUUCUUGAAACCAGAGCUCUGAGACCAAGUGUAAAGAAGGUCUCAGCCUUAGCUAGAACUUCAACUGUGUGUAGAAUCUCAAGGUCUGGCCUUCUAAAGCAAGUUCUAGAAGGUGGGUGUGUUGUUCUAUGGUAUAAUGCAUCCCCCUUUUUAGUAAACUGACUUAUCAGGAGCAAGACAAAAAUGGCAUGUACCUCAGAGCCUGGACAGGCCAUGAACUAUUGAAUCAGGGACUGACUUUGUCCAUGAAACUAUGACUGACCAUAACUUUGGAGAAAUGAAAAAUUCAAGGAAUUGGCCCAGUGGAGAAGAGAGGGCCAAAAGGAAGAAUGAAUAAGACUGAAAAAUCUGCUUUAGUCUGGAAAAGUUGGAGAGGUGAGAUGAUGAAUGAUGGAUGUCACCAAUCUCAGGAAUGCUGUUCCAUACAGGCUGUGAGCUACUACUUUGCAUCUCUACUGAAUAAAAAAAAAAUCUGGCAAAAGUGAGAUGAUGAAACAUCAGUAAGAGGGUGGCUCAAGGGAAGGUUUAGAUCCCCAAGUAGCUGGUUUUCCAAAGGAAAAAACAGUAAAAUGCAUUCAUCCUGA